AGUCCAUUUACCACAAAGCUCGUUUUCGCUGCCCAACGUUUGCCGUUCGCUCCAUGCUUCCCUCAAAUGAACAAAGUCCCUCCAGAGACAUCACCUCCUGUAACAACGAAGACAGUACCCGACAUUGCCGCUUCGCCAGUGUCUCCGUGUAGUUCUUCACCAUUUCCGAAUGGAACGCGAUCGGCGUCGGAAAGUCCCGUUAUUUUGAGGCCAGCGCGCACAUUUCCACCGGCUACAGAUGUGACCACGGUGUAUUUGGAUGCUCCACGAAAAAGUGUGGUGCUUUUGAAAAAUGAUGAGGAGCUAGAGUUGGUCCGGGAGGUGGGAGAGGCAACCGUCAAGUUCAGCGUGGGACACAAGGGCGCGAUACGCGACGUUGAAGUAUCUUCAGAUGGAUCUUUUAUCGGCAUUCUACGAUCUGCCAAAGUUUUGGAUAUCAUGCGGAUUAAUUCGAUGGGACAAGCCGCGAGUAUGCAAGAGAUUGUUAAAGAUGCGCGUUCAUCUGAGGCGAUAUUGGGCUUCGAGUGGACUUUCCCUGGAGAACUGAUUGCCAUCACAAAUAUGGGUCUCGAUUUGUAUCAGUAUAGCGAAAGCAACGACAAAUUUAUCCGCAGGAAAUCAAAGCAGUUCAACGUUAACUGGUACAGUUACUGGCCAGAUCACCAUAUUUUGAUCACCUCGGUUAGUUCACUGACACUGAAGCUGUACCAUCUGAAAGGAGACGCUUCCUUCGAUCCGUUGCCACCGUUACACGUCGUCCCGCGGGGAAAAAGUAAUACCCUUCAAGUACAUGUCACCAAGCGACAGAUUGCGGUCCUAUGCGCCUACGGGCGCCUGUACUGCAGCUUCUUCGAUUUGACGACGGAGAAACCUAUUCUUGUUCUGUAUCGCAUUACAAGGGCCUCUCUAAACCACGAAGUCUCCUGCCAUCUUCAAGGGCGAGGAACUUUCAUUGUGAAUAUUGUCGACAAUCUUCUUGUUGUUCACAACCUUAUUGCAAAGCACCCUCUGCUUUUUGAUCUCAAAGAUGCAAGUUCACAGCCUAUAAUACCACCCAAGCAGCUCCAGAUGGACGAAGCCUUAGGAGAGUGGCAAGCUUGUUUCUCUGACUGUAUCUUGAUGCCGAGCUGCGGAGUCUUGUAUGAGCUCAUGUUAAACUUGGACGCUAUUUCGAAAACGAUGCGUGAGCUUCGAAGCGAUUUUCAAGUUUUGGAGUUCCUACUUCGACGAAAGAUUGAAGAUCCUUCCCUGAUACUUGGCCUCGUGCGCGACAUGCUGCGAGCGGAGACAGAACCAGGGAUAAUGCGAAAAGCAUUCGAGCUUUUGAACACGACCGGGCGUGGUGUGUCCGUACCAAGAGGCAGGGCGAUGGUACGCGAUGUUUCCACAGAAUCAGCCGACUCACUUGCGAGUUCUCGUGCCGGAACAGGGAGCAGACUGCCACCUGCUCCUGAAACUUCUGUCCCGAAAAGACUCUUAUCACCACCUGGAUCGCGAGCAAGCUCAAGACCGUCGUCCGUUGGUGGGCACCGCACUCCAGCAGACUAUGCCGAGGGCAUAUUCAGCCAGGAGCAUAUGUAUGCCCUCAUUUUCAACGUGCUUGGGAGAGAGUCGGAUUUCCCAGUCCGAUACCUAACCCGAUGCAUUCUUGAGUAUAUUGCGGCCUUAUCAGCAACCGAACCCAUCCAGCCAUACUUUCAUGAACUUUUAGCUGAACUUCUAGUCAAGGACCAGCGCUAUGCCGAAUUGCAUCAAUAUGUUCAGUACAAUGUUGUGCAGGAUUCGAUUGCAGUUGCACGUCUACUGCUUAGUAAAAGUGCGGAAUACGGACCCUAUCAGCAGCUCGGGCUGGAUAUGUUGAAAAGGAUGAAUGCGAACGACGAUGUUGUAGAUAUCUUAAUUUCGAGAGGACAGGUUCUUGAUGCUUUGCGAUUUGCGCUUAGUCGUAACUGUUUGCGCACCGUUUCUGUUACUGGCAUUUUGGAUUCUGCGUUGGCCUCUGGCGACAAGACACUUUUUCUGAACACUUUCCGAUGUCUGGAAGAACAAGGACUGAUAUCAUCUGACAUCAGUCAUGAACACCCACACACAGGAUUGUCCCCAGGUGGCUCGGGGCGAUACGUCUCCGUUUUCAGAGAGAUGUGGGGGGAGGUGGUAGAGAUGGAUAGCUUGAUAGACAUGUAAAUAUGCUAAUAUUCUAUUGCAAACAUACAGACGGCA
This is a messenger RNA of Spizellomyces punctatus DAOM BR117, 2220 nucleotides long. RefSeq lists its product as uncharacterized. Gene Ontology annotation, cellular component: Mon1-Ccz1 complex; lysosomal membrane; late endosome membrane. Gene Ontology annotation, molecular function: protein binding. NCBI's taxonomy places the organism in Eukaryota, Fungi, Chytridiomycota, Chytridiomycetes, Spizellomycetales, Spizellomycetaceae. The record is from RefSeq and is a predicted model, not a curated record. Gene Ontology annotation, biological process: regulation of autophagy. The coding region runs from base 67 to 2184 and encodes 705 amino acids. The transcript is spliced from 12 exons.